Molecule: messenger RNA, 977 nt
Organism: Erythranthe guttata (spotted monkey flower)
Lineage: Eukaryota; Viridiplantae; Streptophyta; Magnoliopsida; Lamiales; Phrymaceae
Product: cytochrome oxidase complex assembly protein
Source: RefSeq, a predicted model, not a curated record
GGUUUGAAAGCCAAAGCCCCAGUUCUGUGUUUGCCUUUUCAGCCGGUGACUCGAGGGAAGCAGAACGAUGGUGGGCCGAAGGCUCCUCUCCAUACUUAAGAACAGAGGCGCAGCUGCGCCACCGCCAACGCCGCCGCCAGCCGGAGAUGGAAAAUCGAAAUCGUGGGGCCGUACAAUAGUUUCAGGAGCACUGAUUUCCUUGACUGGAGGCGUCGCUUUGAGCGCUCUUGACGAUCUAGUCAUUUAUCAAAGCUGCAGCAGCAAGGCCAUGGAGAAAGCCAGUAAGAACCAGGCAAUAAUCGAAGCUCUUGGGGAGCCUAUUGUGAGGGGUCCAUGGUACAACGCAUCACUUGCAGUAGCUCACCAGCGCCACUCUCUUUCUUGUACUUUUCCAGUCUCUGGCCCGCAAGGCACCGGCAUUUUUCAGCUCAAAGCAGUUCGUAAUGGAGAGGAUACAUGGUUCUCGAUUCUACGAGCUCGAGAUUGGGAAAUCCUUAUGAUGGAAGCUCUCCUUCACGUACCUACAAAGGAAAAAAACGAACAGACUUUCCGGAUAACUGUUUCGGAUAACCCUCCUUUGGAUUGCAAGCCAUGCGCUGCUUCCAUGCCUCAACCGUCUAAUCAACUUCAGCCAAGCUGUAGUAUCAAUCAGGUACAAGAACAAACCUGAAGUUUUCGUUCUCUGCAAAUACAUAUAUGGCUUCGGUAAAUUUGGGUUUCCUUUUUCUGGAAUAAUUUACGAGGCAUUAGGGGUGAAUAAUGGUGAUUCGGAAUUAUGUAUACUUAGAAUACGUUUCACUCGACAUUUUUGGGUUAGACAGACAGUAGUUGUAGUUGAUGCAAUGAUAUUCGAUAUUAAUCCCUAUUAUUUGUAUUAGUGAGUCGUACAGAUUUUGUUUUCCGCAUAUGCUCUGUGCCUCGUUUCCCCCUCAAACUAUAAACAAAAUAUACAUUUUUUUCUCCGGCUUUACGGCUUA